Molecule: messenger RNA, 2585 nt
Organism: Ipomoea nil (Japanese morning glory)
Lineage: Eukaryota; Viridiplantae; Streptophyta; Magnoliopsida; Solanales; Convolvulaceae
Product: putative pentatricopeptide repeat-containing protein At5g43820
Exons: 2
Coding region: 52-1746 (564 amino acids)
Molecular function (GO): protein binding
Source: RefSeq, a predicted model, not a curated record
UUCGCGGCUCUCCUCCGACUCGGACGGUUUUCUCGGCCAACAGUCGGCGAGAUGUUCAUCGGUAGAAUUUUCACUGGCACCGUCUUCACCACCAGGUUCUUUCCUCCCUAUCGCUGCUCACUGUUUUCUCUCUUUCCAUUUUCAACCAUCGACAUUCCCGUUAAUCACCUGGAGAACAAACCACCAUCCGAGGGUCACACUGAAAACGAUUGUCGUCACAUCGGUGAAUCCCAUAUCCUAAAUCAAUUGUCCGAGCUUUUACCAAUCCGUCACAUCUCUUCAAUUCGAAAAUCCACUGCAGUGAGUUCGUCUGACGCACAAAAGCAAUCGGAAACUAUGGCCCUUGAUGGGUUUUUACCGCCCGAAGAUAAGUUCCGAGGGGUUUUUCUUCAGAAACUCCGCGGGAUAUCUGCAAUUGAGAGGGCAUUAGCUUCUAUUGGUCUAGACCCAACACUCGAUUUAGUAGCUAAAGUUGUGAAUAGAGGAAAUUUAGGAGGUGAGGCCAUGGUUACGUUUUUCAGUUGGGCGAUGAAGCAGAAAACUAUAGCAAAAGACGCAAAUACUUACAAUGUGAUUCUUAAAGCAUUAGGAAGAAGGAAAUUUUUCACACACAUGAUGGCAUUGUUCGAAAACAUGAGAGCCGAGGGGAUCACUCCUACUUCAACUACAAUUUUCAUUGUUUUGGAUAGUUUUAUUCGAGCCCGCCAAGUCUCAAAAGCUAUCCAAUUGUAUGGAAAACUAGAGGACUAUGGUUUAAAAUGCGAUACCGAGGCUUUGAAUGUCCUUUUGCAGUCUUUGUGCAGGAGAUCACAUGUGGGUGCUGCAAGUUCCUUGCUUGUUAAAAUGAAAGAGAGAGUGGCCUUGGAUGGUAUGACCUAUAGUAUAGUUAUUGGUGGGUGGGCAAGAUUUGGUAGAGUUAAUGAAAUUGAGACGGCUUUGAAAAAUAUGAUAGAAGAUGGUUUUGAUCCAGAUAACAUGACUUAUAGUUAUGUUCUUGAAGGUUUAGGAAGGGCUGGUCAACUUCAUGAUGCAAUUGAGGUAUUUGAAGGUCUAGACGAGAAAGGGCAUAUACAACAUGCUGAGGUUUACAAUUCAAUGAUUUCUAAUUUUAUCUCGGUGGGUCAGAUUGAUGAAGGUUUGAAGUAUUACCGAAGGAUGUUGAGUAACAACUGUGAGCCAAAUGCGGAGACAUAUAUAAGGCUGAUAUCUGCUUUUCUCAAGGCCAGAAGAGUGGCUGAUACAAUUGAAAUGUUUGAUGAAAUGAUAGGCAAAGGUAUAAUUCCCAGUACUGGAACUGUAACCUAUUUUCUUGAGCCUUUAUGUAGCUAUGGACCGCCUCAUGCUGCUUUGAUGAUUUAUAAGAAAGCUAGAGAAGCUGGAUGUGUGAUAUCACCGAGUGCUUUUAAGUUGUUGCUUAUGAGGCUUUCUAGGUUUGGUAAAUGCGGGAUGCUACUAAAAAUCUGGAACGAGAUGCAAGAAAGCGGCUAUUCUUCUGAUAUACAAGUUUAUGAAUAUGUCAUCAAUGGACUUUGCAACAUAGGGCAGCUUGAGAAUGCUGUCCUUGUAAUGGAGGAAGCAUUGCAGAAGGGAUUUUACCCGAGCAAGCUUAUUUGUAGCAAACUGAGCAACAAACUGCUGGCAUCGAAUAAAAUAGAGACUGCUUAUAAGCUUUUCCUGAAGAUAAAAACUGCCCGUAGCAACCAAAAUGCUCAAAGAUACUGGCGUGCUAAAGGGUGGCAUUUCUGAUCUCUCAUGGAUGGCAUUACCUUGUGACACUGUUUCCCAAAUUACUAGACUGCAAAUUCAGAGUGAUGGGUUUUCUUGAAUGCAGACUGUCCAUAUUCCCUCAGGUGCAAGCUUGUUUCGGUGGUAUUGUAAUGAAGAAUCACUGACACUAAACUUUUUUGUAGAUCAAGAAUUAUGCCUGAUUGUGACUGCCAUUCUAAAGGAUGGUAUCAUAGAACAGGUGCUGUUACUUCAGUAGUGUCUGGAUUUCUUGGAAUUAAAAUUGCAACUUAUGCAAAUGCCAGGACUACCUUGGAGGCUAGAAAGGGUGUUGGGAAGGCUUUCAUCACAGCAUUUAAGAUCAGGUGCUGUGAUGGGUUUCCUUCUUGCCACUAAUGGUCUUUUGGUGUUGUACAUUGCUACCAAUCUCUUCAAGUUGUACUAUGGUGAUCAUUGGGAAGUUUGAGGCUAUAACUGGAUAUGGUCUUGGUGGAUCUUCUAUGGCCCUAUUCGGCAGAGUUGGUGGAGGUAUAUAUACAAAAGCUGCAGAUUUCAGAGCUGAUCUUGUGGGCAAGGUUGAGAGAAACAUCCCCGAGGAUGAUCCUAGAAAUCCAGCGGUGAUUGCUAACAAUGUUGGUGAUAAUGUUGGAGAUAUUGCUGGCAUGGGAUCAGACUUGUUUGGUUCAUAACUUCAUAUGCAGAAUCAUCUUGUGCUGCCCUUGUUGUUGCUUCAAUAUCUUCCUUUGGGGUCAACCAUGAGUUGACUGCUAUGCUAUAUCCUCUCCUCGUUAGUUCUGUGGGUAUCCUUGUUUGUCUGCUCACCACCCUAUUUGCGACUGAUUUCUUUGAAGUCAAGGGAG